This is a messenger RNA of Dacryopinax primogenitus, 411 nucleotides long. RefSeq lists its product as uncharacterized. The record is from RefSeq and is a predicted model, not a curated record. The transcript is spliced from 3 exons. NCBI's taxonomy places the organism in Eukaryota, Fungi, Basidiomycota, Dacrymycetes, Dacrymycetales, Dacrymycetaceae. Bases 85 to 300 code for a protein of 71 amino acids. Gene Ontology annotation, cellular component: mitochondrial inner membrane. Gene Ontology annotation, molecular function: proton-transporting ATP synthase activity, rotational mechanism. Gene Ontology annotation, biological process: proton motive force-driven mitochondrial ATP synthesis.
GUCCUGGGCAGCACAUAUUUCAUCGUCGUGCCCAUCGCCCUCCUCGACUCUGUCAACACUUCUGCCACUUACUAGAACGGCAGCAUGUCUUCCCUAUGGCGUCAGUUUAUGACUUACAACCGCUACUCCCAAAUAGCCGCCCGUGCCCUUCGUGCUGGCUUAAAAGAAGACGCACGCGUACAAGCUGAGAAGCGUGGAUUCACCGCGCUGAGGUACCAGGAGUGGGAGAAUGGCAAGGGUGGGGAACAGAUCUGGGUUGACAAGCCCCAGGACGAUGGGAGGGCAAAACCGGCUGUAUAGGCACCGUGAUGACUUGAGAACGAGACUGGUCAUCGAAACUGGUGAAAUCACCCUCGACGAUGCUGUAAUUGUCAGUGUUGGCUGCUAAAAUGCAAUUCCCCUUCGCUGGAC